This is a messenger RNA of Prorocentrum cordatum, 714 nucleotides long. The record is from the annotation of a GenBank genome assembly. Lineage: Eukaryota; Dinophyceae; Prorocentrales; Prorocentraceae.
AUGGCGGCCGCGGCGGGCGCGGCCGAUGCGGAGCUGCGGCGCGAGGUGGAGGCGCUGCGCGGAGAGGUCGCGGCGCUCCGCAAGUCCGCGGAGGUGUCGAGGAAGGAGAACCUGCUGCUCCGCAGCCGGGUGGCCGAGCUGGAGGCGCGGCCGGCGGCCGGCGGAGGCCGGCCCCCGCGGGCCGCCGGCAGGGCGCCGGCCAUCGGGGAGGAGGAGCGGCGGGCGUUGCUGCGCCACCUGCGGGAGGAGGCGUCGGUGCACCUGGGGCCCUCGACGAUCGCCGGCGUGGGCGUCUUCGCGUUCAGGGAGAUCGCGGAGGGGGUGGACCCGUUCGAGGUAUGCAACGCGCACCUGGCAGCCGAGGAGCGGUUCAUCACGUUCUCGGGCGCCGAGAUACGAGACUUCGCGGAGCCCGUACGCGAGAGGGUGAAAGAGUUCUUCGCGCCGCUCACGGAGGAGGACGGCUGGACACCUCAGCAGGACGAGUCCGGGGAGCCCACGUAUGGGGUGCUGGCCACGGGGCUCAAUUCGUUGAACAUAUCGUGGUUCUUGAACCACUCGGACGAGCCCAAUGUUGUGUUCAAGGAUGCGGAGGACGAGGGCUCCUUCAACACUUACGUGACUCGGCGGAGGAUCAGGGCCGGGGAGGAGCUCACGGCGGACUACCGUGAGCUAGGCCGAGAGUACCACGCCCUCGUAGCGCGUGGCUCUUGA